CAAUGCGAGAGCGGAGGCGGAGAUCCCGGGCACGCGCACGACUCAGGCUCGACUGAGACUCCUCUCACUCCAGGUGCCAGGGGCAGACGCGCUCACAGCGAUGGAGCUGCCCGCGUACCUCAUGGCUCUGGCCGGGUGGCUGCUGGCCUGCAGCACGGUUCAUCAUGAGCAGUGGCGCGUCUCGUCCAUCGACGGCACCGUCAUCACCACCUCGACCCUCUACGCCAAUCUGUGGAAGGAGUGCGCCACCGACUCAACGGGUGUCGCCAACUGCCGAGAUUUUCCGUCCCUGCUGGCGCUCAAUGGCGACCUGCAGGCUAUCCGCGCGCUGUUCAUCUCGGGCAUGGCUCUGGGCGUCAUCUCGUGUCUCCUCGCCACCCUGGGGCUGCGCUGCACCAGCGUCCUCCCUGCCCGAGCUACCACCAAGUCCCGCGUGGUCAUAUGUGGAGGAGCCAGCUUUAUCUUCAACGGUAUCCUGUUCCUGGUCGUAUACUCGUGGUACGCACGCCAGAUCACGGCCGAGUUCUACAACCCCAUGUACCUCGGGCAGAAGUAUGAGCUGGGCCCUGCACUCUACAUCGGCUGGGCCGGCUCGGCCCUGUGCGUGGUCGGAGGAGGAAUUCUCUGCUGCACAAACGUCAAGAAAAGCCAAUACCCACGCGGGAACAACAAGAACCUCCACCCCGUGUUCCUGCCGCCCUCCAUGGCCCCGGUCUCGGCGAGCGGGGUCCAGAAGCCCCUGAUCACCCCCAACGGGGGCAGCCCCCGUCCCAGCCCCCCCGCCGAUCUCGACCCCAGCUACGACAAGAACUCAUAUGUGUGACCCCCCCCCCCCCUCAGUGACUCUACCAAUAACAAAACUACCACGAGCAAGAGCUACAAACUACAGGUUUCCCUCGCUCUACGCGAGUUUCGGUUUGUACGAUUUCGCGCUGCACAUGCGACGAACCUAUUUGUACCCAAAAAAAUUCGCGAUAUGCGGUUUGAAUUCACCCACACGCGGCUAUGCGGUCUUACGUGGGACAACAAUGUGUGUAUUAUUACUGAGCGUGCUGCUCGGCAGACAGCUGUCUCGUCGUGUGGUGGUUUGUGCUGCGUGAUUUCGCUGUGCGUGCCCUUUAUUCGGAAUGCAUCUACCGCAUUAAACGUGGGAUUCCUGUACCACCAAUCGCUUGACAAUUGCUACCACCACUACCGCUACGACUACCAUGGCUAAUGCUGCUGUGACUACUGCUACUAAUCAUGACAACAACUCACGCGUGUGUGUGACCUCAGUCUCUAUCAAUACUGUUGCUCCCGGUAUUACUACCAUUACCGUUACAAUACUACACGACUACUAAUACUACCACAGCUUCUGAUAAUCAAAUCACAAUUGAGAGCGCUUUGUCAAUGCACUGCUGGAUAAGAACCUCUCUCCGUGCCGUGUUGGUCAUGAGAGUUGUUUAACCACCCUUCACUGUGUGGGUCAGUGUGGGUGAAAUUGGAGACCCAGAAAUGGCUCAGAUAUUACCACUGCUUUGGCGGUGCACUUGAAAGAAAUUCCGUAGAAGGUGGAUAUAAGCACAUUUCUAGGCAGAGUUUUUAUAUCAGCAAAACACAUGUUUAAAUUAAACUGCAAGGGGGGGGGGGGGAGGGGUCAAAGGGCAACUGCUGAUAUAAGCACACCACCGCACUUCGGCUAUAGGGACACCCUGGCCUUACUCCCAAGAAAUGUGCUUCUACGGUAUAAAUGUGUGCUCCCAAUUGUGAGGUUUUUAACUUAUAUCGGACAGCCCAGAACGGGCCGCCCACAAACAUACACUUUACUUUUCGUCUCGGUCAUCCUUUAAAGGAUGGGAAAGAUUUGGAUUCCAAGUUGGAGUUAAAAUCCUGGCAUUAAAGAGCAGUUGACGUGACCCAAUGUUGAUUUGAAGCUUUCGUGAGUGCAGGAAUCCAUACUCUUUGGUUAUUUCGGUAAAGUCACGGAGGUAGAAAAUAAUGGAUCACGACGUUUCGAUCGCAAUGCAAGCGAUCGUCAUCAGGUGAGACAAUUACAGCAGGAAAACUGCUGAAGCAGGCGAGAGAGCUGCCGUGACGAGAGAUUAUAGAGGUCUGGGCUGGGAGCAAUCCACAGGUUUGGAUUCCAAGUUGCAGUUAAAAUCCAUGGCAAUAGGUUACCACCCCUUGCUUUAUACAACUUUUAGACGUGCAGUGAAUUCUCAUGUAAUUAAGGUGAUUUAUGAAUGCACAAUUAUUAUUGGUAGCUUUAUCAUUAAAGACUUUUGUGUUACAUAUUUGUUUGUUAAUUUGUACAUUAAAUUUAAUAAGAAUAAAUCAAAGUGAAGUCA
Molecule: messenger RNA, 2327 nt
Organism: Lethenteron reissneri (Far Eastern brook lamprey)
Lineage: Eukaryota; Metazoa; Chordata; Hyperoartia; Petromyzontiformes; Petromyzontidae
Product: claudin-10-like
Cellular component (GO): membrane; bicellular tight junction
Molecular function (GO): structural molecule activity
Source: RefSeq, a predicted model, not a curated record